Adineta steineri is the source of this 4845-nucleotide messenger RNA. The record is from the annotation of a GenBank genome assembly. Lineage: Eukaryota; Metazoa; Rotifera; Eurotatoria; Adinetida; Adinetidae.
AUGCAGCAUGUAUCAUCAGGUUGGAAUAAUGGUCAAUAUCCUUCAAAUCAAAUGAUGGCAUCAUCUAUGAUGAUGAUACCACCACUUCUUCCACCACCAUCGACUGGAUUACAUAAUAAUUCAAUGAAGGGUGAUGAAGAUUAUGGUAGUUCAACUACACAAGAAAGAAAAACUUUAUGGACAGAACAUAAAGCACCUGAUGGUCGAACAUAUUAUUAUAAUUCCAUAUCAAAAGAAUCUCGAUGGGACAAACCUGAUGAACUUAAAUCAUCUACUGAAAUUAUAUUAUCUCAAUGUCCAUGGCGUGAAUAUAAAUCUGAUAAUGGACGUAUAUAUUUUCAUAAUAUUGAUACAAAAGAAUCUCGAUGGACAAAACCAAAAGAAUUCGAAGAUAUUGAAAAAAUGAUUGCACAACAAAAAACAAAUACAAAUGAUUCACCGAAUAUUAAUGGUUCAUCUACAACAUCAGUUCCACCUGGUCUACCACCUCCUAUGAUGCCACCAUUUAAUUUCAUGCCACCACCUAUGGGUAUGCCAUAUGGUAGUUUUCCAUCAGCAUCAAUGAUGAAUAAUGCUGCAAUGCAAUCAAUGACUGAUUCUCCAUCAUUGAAUGAUAUCGAUAUACCAUCGAAUGAUAAUAGUCAAGAUGGUAGUGACGAUACGAAUAGUGAUAAUAAUAGUCCGUCAACUACGAAAGAUGAAUUUCCUGUUAAAAUUGAGUAUGCAACAAAAAAAGAAGCGAUGGAUGCAUUUAAAGAAUUACUUCGUGAAAAAAAUGUACCAUCCAAUUCUACAUGGGAACAAGCAUUGAAAUUAUUUAGUGGUGAUGUACGUUAUGCAGCUAUCAAACAUAUUAAUGAAAAAAAACAAACAUUUAAUGCAUAUAAAGUUUCACGUAUAAAAGAAGAAAAAGAUGCUGAACGUUUAAAAUUAAAACAGAUUAAAGAUGAUUUUGAAUUAUAUUUACAAAAUUGUGAACAUAUGAAUUCAACAAUUAAAUAUAAAAAAGCAGAACAAUUAUUUGGACAUUUACUAGUAUGGACGGCUGUACCAGAACGUGAUAGACGAGAAUUAUAUGAAGAUGUUGUUAAUUAUUUAGAGAAAAAAGAAAAAGAUGACGCUAAAAAUUUAAAAAAACGUAAUGUUAAAGCAUUAAAAGAUAUACUUAUAAAUAUGUCAAAAGUAAUAUAUAAAACAACAUGGCAAGAAGCACAAAGACUUUUACUUGAUAAUAUAGAAUUUGUGAAUGAUAUUGAAUUACAAAAUAUGGAUAAAGAAGAUGCAUUAAUUGUAUUUGAAGAUCAUAUACGACAAUUAGAAAAAACUCAUGAAGAUGAUAUUGAAAUACAAAAAAAACAUAUUCGACGUACACAUCGAAAAAAUCGAGAAACUUUCCUAUAUUUUCUGGAUGAGUUACACGAUCAAGGAAAACUUCAUUCAAUGUCAUUAUGGACUGACUUAUUCAAUGCUAUAUCAAAUGAUGAACGAUUUAGUAAAAUGCUGGGACAACCAGGCUCAACUCCAUUAGAUUUAUUUAAAUUCUAUGUCGAAGAUUUAAAAGCACGUUUUCAUGAUGAAAAAAAGACUAUUAAAGAAAUUUUAAAAGAUAAAUCAUUUACUAUUGAUGUUAAUUCAACAAUUGAAGAAUUUGUUGAAAUUAUAUCAACAGAUAAACGUACAGUAUCUCUUGAUGCUGGAAAUAUAAAAUUAACAUUUAAUAGUUUAAUGGAAAAAGCUCAAUCGAAAGAAAAAGAACGUUUAAAAGAUGAAGUACGAAAACAAAAACGUCUUGAAUCAAAUUUUAAACAAUUAUUAAAAACAAAAAUUAGUUCAUUAAAUGAACAAUCGAAAUGGGAAGAUAUUAAAAUACAAAUUGAAAAUGAUAAUGAUUAUCAAGCUCUUCCAUCUGAAUUUGAUCGUAUUCAUUUAUUUGGUGAAUAUCAUCGACAAUUUAUUGCUGAUACUCAAGCAAUAUCCACUAGUCAUUCGCAUAAACGAGCACGUAAAGAAAAGAAAAAACGAAAACAUGAAAAAACAAAUUCACUAGAAUCUGAAGAACAAAAACCAUCUGAACCAGUACCUACGGAUUCAAAUAAUCAGUUAACUGUACCUGAAAGUGAUGAAGGUGAAACAAAAGAUAGUGAUGGUGAUAUACCAACUCCAACAUCAGAAGAUAAUCAAAUAAAAAAAAAUAAAAAAUCCAAGAAAAAACAUAAGAAGAAAACAACUACUGAUCAAUCAUCAGUUCUUGGUAAUGAUUGGACAAUAACUGAUAAUAUCAAUCAUACUGCACAAGGUCGUGUACCUGGUACUGUUCAUACAAUUCUUUUGGCUGAUGGUCAAAUUCCUGAGCCAUAUGCAGAUUAUAAUGAUGUGACUUUUCGUUAUCUAGUUCAUACAAAAUGGGUAUUUACAAAGAAAUUUAAUUUAACAUCCGAUUUUCUUGCUUAUAAUCAUACUAUAAUUCAUUUGGAACAAAUUGAUACAGUUUCGAAUAUAACAAUUAAUGGAUGUCCAGUUGGUAGAACUCAUAGUAUGUUUAUACCACAUACAUUCAAUAUUGAAAAUUCAUGUUUAAAACUUGAAAAUACAAUUCAAAUUGAUUUUGAUUCUCCAGUUCUUUAUGCAUUACAAGAAUCUAUUGCAUAUAAUGUUACAGUACCACCUACUUGUACACCUGAUGCUCAAAAUGGUGAAUGUCAUGUACAAUUUAUUCGAAAAGAACCAUGUUCAUUCAGUUGGGAUUGGGGUCCAUCAUUUGCUCCAAUUGGUAUAACACGUGAUAUUUAUCUUGAAGCUACCAAUGCUAGUGAUAUAACAAUCCAACUUGAAAGUGUCAAUGUUGCUUCCUAUGAUGCAACACAAAAAACUUGGCGUGUUGAUGUGAUGUUAUCGAGUAACAAUGAUCCAUUUUCUAGUACAUUAAAAUUUGUAUUAGAAAAUACAACAUGGUCAUAUGAAGCUGUUGUACCAUUCACGAAAAACGUAUCACUUUCUAUAAAUAUACCUGAUAAUCAAGUUGCACGUUGGUGGCCAAAUGGAUAUGGUGAUCAACGAUUAUAUACGUUAUCUAUUUCAAAUAAAGGAACACCUAUUGGUUCACGUGUAAUUGGUUUUCGUACAGUUGAACUCGUUCAAGAGAAUUAUGGAGCAGGAAUAAAUGGAACAUCAUUUUAUUUUUCGAUUAAUUCUAAACCUAUCUAUAUUAAAGGAAGUAAUUGGAUACCAUCAGAUUCAUUUCAAGAACGUGUUAGUGAUGAAAAAUUAGAACGUUUACUUCGUUCAGGUCAAGUAGCUCAUAUGAAUAUGUUACGUAUAUGGGGUGGUGGAAUCUAUGAACGUGAUUCAUUUUAUGAAAUGACUGAUCGUUUAGGUAUUAUGCUUUGGCAUGAUUUUAUGUUUGCAUGUGCUCUUUAUCCAGUUGAUGAACCAUUUUUAAACAGAGUUCAUGAGGAAGUAAUUCAUCAAGUUAAACGACUUCAAUCACAUGCAUCGAUUGUUAUUUGGGCAGGAAAUAAUGAAAAUGAAGCUGCUGUUGCUCAAAAUUGGUAUGGUGUAGCACCAGCAGAUAUGAAUAGAACAAAAGAUGAAUAUCGGAAAUUAUAUGUUGAUACAGUUAUGGUUGCAGUAAAAGAAAUGGAUAAAGGUACUAAUCGACCAUUUGUUACAUCAUCACCAUCAAAUGGUCUUGAAUCAAUUACUGAAAAUUAUAUUGCUACAGAUCCUCAAAGUUCACUCUAUGGUGAUGUUCAUUUCUAUGGUUGGAAAGAUGAUUCAUGGGAUACAACAACAUAUCCAAUAAGUCGUUUUCUUUCGGAAUCAGGUAUUCAAUCAAUGCCAAGUUUAGAUACAUGGUUUGAAGUAACAAAAAAUAUAUCCGAUUUAAGUUUCAAUAGCUCAUUUGUGUUACACCGAGAACACUCUUCUGGUCAAACAAUUGCAAUGAAGGUUCAUAUUGAACAGAAUUUACCAUUACCAAAAACAAAUGAUUCAUUAAACAAUUUUGGUCAAUUUAUUUAUCUAAGUCAAAUAAAUCAAGCAAUGACAAUGAAAAGUAUCAGUGAUUUUUGUCGAGUUCAUUCAUCAAAAGAUAUGAUUAAUAACAAAACAAGUGAAGGUAAUACAAUGGGUUUAAUGUAUUGGCAAAUAAAUGACAUAUGGCAAGCGCCUACAUGGUCAACAAUUGAAUAUGGAUUGAAAUGGAAAAUGAGUCAUUAUUAUAUACAGCAUGCAUAUGCACCUGUCUAUCCUAUUGCUACUCUUACACCUUAUUUAGCUAAUGCAACAGAUGAAAAUGCUCAAAUUUCACUUUAUAUUAUAAAUGAAUUGAGUAAUAAAAUACGUGGUACUUUAAUAUGUGAAGUUCGUUCAUUAGAUACAUUUACACCUCGUAUAUCCUAUGGAAGUGAUGUUUCAAUGGAUUCACCUGGUACACAACACGUUGAUAAUCUUCCUUAUGCAUUACUUAUGAAACGUGCAAAUUGUAUGGAUAGUUCAAAAUGUCUUAUGCAUUGUGGAUUUAAUUAUAAUCAAGAACACAUUGGACAAACAUUAUUUUUUAGUCAACCAAAAAAUUAUGAAUUAUCAAAUCCUAAUCUUAAAAUUGAAAGUUUUAAACAAAUAUCACCAACAGAUUUUAAUAUAACAAUUACAGUUGAACGGCCAGCUUUAUUUGUCUGGCUUGAUGUAUCCGCAAAUAUAACUGGUUAUUUCUCACGAAAUGGUUUUCAUAUGUUUGAACCAACAACAACUGUUGGUUUUCAUUCAUGGACACCACUUACAGAUUUUAAUCAAGCUAAUUUUGAUUUACGUCAUAUGUCAUUAUUUGAUGUUACAUUACCAUAA